UGUCUACUUCUGUGGUGUUUCACUGAGUUGUUAAGAAACCUGAUGUCCGUAGAAGUACCCAGACAUCGACGGGCAGUCGCUAAGCAACAAGAGACCAACAUCGCUGAAAGUACCAUACUGUUGAAUGAUACCAUAUUUGGACAACAAACGGAGCAAAUCAGCACUGACAAUACAAUUGUGGAAUUUAUUAACUUUGUUGACAACAUCUGUGUGGUUGGAUUACAAGUUGAAAAGAACAAUGCAUUGUUAAUGAGCUAUGUAUUAGAUUUCUUCCAUGUGACAAGUGGACUCUAUUCCAGACAUGGCUUCAAAUUUCUACAGCUUCCAUCAUCACCCAUAGUGAAGAGAGCUUUGUAUGGUAAUAGUGCUGUGUUUGUCUCCAAGAUAAAUGAGCUUCUCUGUCGAUACAGUGAUGAGGUCAAUUUGAUGAAGGAAUCUCAAGCUGAGUAUGUGGAUAUUUUGAAGGAGAAGAUACCUAUUAUGAACAACUAUGUCUUAUGUGUCUGCAACGCUCUGUGGCAGUCUAAGGCGUUUAAGAAUGCCAAGUUUCAGAGCACACUCUCUGCGAUUGAGACAUAUCUGCCGUCGUCACGGAGAGCCAAUGCCAGUUUCUCUGUUUUAUUGCAUCCAGCUUUACAGAUGUUUGUGAAAAAGCAACAAGAACUUAAUCAGACACAUUCAACACCUAGAACUAGAGAACUGGCUAUUUUGAAUUCUCUGAAGUCACAUGAUCUGGAUGGAAUCUAUACAUUUGCAACUACAUUUGUUGGGCGGUAUGCAAGAAAAUAAUAUUGCCGCAUGGAUCACUUUGCCAUCGUUUACCAUCUCAUCAGUUUCUAAUUGUUUUCAUUUGUAGUAUAAAUCCUUACAGAUUGUGUACACGGUAGAUAAUUUUUUUACUUAUUUAUUGUGAUAAAAAUAGCAAUAACAGUUAAGAAGUUGUCUGUUAUUUGCUAGUCAUUGUUCUUUCAGCACUGCCUAUUUUUUAUUCAUACUGCCC
Molecule: messenger RNA, 1000 nt
Organism: Saccoglossus kowalevskii
Lineage: Eukaryota; Metazoa; Hemichordata; Enteropneusta; Harrimaniidae
Product: centromere protein I-like
Biological process (GO): mitotic sister chromatid segregation; CENP-A containing chromatin assembly
Cellular component (GO): inner kinetochore; kinetochore
Source: RefSeq, a predicted model, not a curated record